AUGCUUCUCGAUUCAAGCCCAGUCCCCAGCUCUGGCAAAAUCAUGCGCCCUCCUACGAGCAUUUUCUGGCAUGUUUCGGGUGCCUGGUGGGCAUUAUCCACGGUGGCCCUUUGUCAACAAUUCUCGCGCCCAAUUACGGUACUGUAUAUUCAGACAUCCGUGCAUUAA
Molecule: messenger RNA, 168 nt
Organism: Pyricularia oryzae 70-15
Lineage: Eukaryota; Fungi; Ascomycota; Sordariomycetes; Magnaporthales; Pyriculariaceae
Exons: 2
Coding region: 1-168 (55 amino acids)
Source: RefSeq, a predicted model, not a curated record